Molecule: messenger RNA, 1381 nt
Organism: Sesamum indicum (sesame)
Lineage: Eukaryota; Viridiplantae; Streptophyta; Magnoliopsida; Lamiales; Pedaliaceae
Product: cell division control protein 2 homolog C
Biological process (GO): signal transduction; G1/S transition of mitotic cell cycle; regulation of gene expression
Cellular component (GO): cytoplasm; nucleus; cyclin-dependent protein kinase holoenzyme complex
Molecular function (GO): cyclin-dependent protein serine/threonine kinase activity; ATP binding; cyclin binding
Source: RefSeq, a predicted model, not a curated record
GAGGAGAGAGGAGAGAGGAGGAGGAGGGUGCGAAAGGAAACACAGGAAAAAUUAUCCGUUAAUAAGAACCCAUUUUACAUUGAAAUCAUAAUUGAAAAAAGUGGGACUUGUGUCGUCGAUUUGAGAAAGAAAAGAAAAGGGGUUUGAGAUUGAGAUUGAGAGGCAGACGUAACCUAUCCAACCCUGACUCUGUCAAUGGACAAGUACGAGAAGCUUGAAAAGGUCGGUGAAGGAACGUAUGGCAAAGUAUACAAGGCCAAAGAGAAGGCUACUGGUCAGGUUGUGGCUCUAAAGAAGACGCGGCUUGAGAUGGACGAGGAGGGUGUGCCGCCUACGGCCCUUCGUGAGGUCUCCCUCCUUCAGAUGCUCUCCCAGUCCCUGUACGUGGUGCGCUUGCUUUGCGUCGAGCACGUCGACAACAAGAACGGAAAGCCACUUCUCUACCUUGUUUUCGAGUAUCUUGACACCGACCUCAAGAAAUUCAUUGAUUCUCACCGAAAGGGCCCUAACCCUAGGCCUCUUCCCCCCCAACUAAUCCAGAGCUUCCUCUACCAGCUCUGCAAGGGCGUUGCCCACUGCCACAGUCACGGGGUCCUCCACCGCGAUCUUAAGCCCCAAAAUCUACUUCUCGACAAGGAUAAGGGUAUCCUUAAGAUCGCCGACCUCGGCCUCGGCAGGGCCUUCACUGUCCCCCUCAAGAGCUACACCCACGAGAUUGUUACUCUCUGGUACAGAGCUCCUGAGGUCCUUCUUGGAUCAACUCAUUACUCUACUGCUGUUGAUAUGUGGUCUGUUGGCUGCAUUUUUGCUGAGAUGGUCAGAAGGCAAGCCUUGUUUCCUGGAGAUUCGGAGUUUCAACAACUACUACAUAUUUUUAGGUUGCUGGGAACACCAACUGAAAAGCACUGGCCAGGAGUUAGUUCAUUGCGGGAUUGGCAUGUGUAUCCCCAAUGGGAACCACAGAACUUGGCCCCUGCUGUUCCAUCAUUGGGACCUGAUGGUGUUGACCUUCUAUCGAAAAUGCUUAAAUAUGAUCCAGCAGAAAGAAUAUCGGCAAAAGCUGCACUAGACCAUCCCUACUUCGACAGCUUGGAUAAAUCUCAGUUCUGAGCCCUUUUCUCUUCUGAAAGUGGAGAUCACUUCUGGGAAAAGCAGUUACUAUUGUUGAAGGAUGUCAUCAACUUGGUGAUUUGAACUUUUUUCGAUUAGCACUGUCAACUUCUUUGGUUCAUGUAUUGUAUCAAACGUCUUCUAGCUGAAUAUAUCAUUGUGCUCUCUCAUCUUAAUAUUUUACUAAGUUUAUCAUCAGGAUGUAGUCACUUGUAUGUUUUCUGUUUGUGACCCUGAGGUGUCUGCUCAAUCCAUAACCAGUUCUAAAGCA